AAUGUAAAUACCUCUAAAAUUGUUGAGAAGCUUUGGGGUUUCGUUUUUCUUCACAGCCAACAUCAACGGUCGUCAUAUUCCUCGUCGUCACCGGCGGAGCCCCGUUCUGGAAACUUGAGGCCGCCGCGCUUGAUUUCUUCUCGUUUCUUCGGGUGUCGGAAAUGGUGGCACCGCAGGGAAUCAAGUACGCCGUCAGCCUAAUCGCGGCCCAAUUCGGCAACGUCGUCGCUAAGGUCUGCGAAUGUCUCAUUCACCGUGGAUCCCUCUCUUUUAUGGAGGUCGUUCGCUUCACUGAGCUUUCCCAAGGACAGGUGAAGAACUGUCUUCUUGUUCUUAUCCAGCACAACUGCGUCCAGGCAUUCUCCGUCCCCAAAACAGUUGGGUUGGGCGGCGUCACUAAGCCCACCACACUUUACAUGGCCGUCUUCGAUAACGUUAUCCACCGAAUGAGAUUCUCGAAGUUCUUGCUCGUAGUUAAGGAGCACCUCGGUAACCAGUACACAGAACUUCUAGAGGGUUUUCUUCAACAUGGCAGGCUUACUUUUCAGUUACUUUAUGAUCGAGCUUCAGGGCUAAGUGGAGGCAAAGCAAAAAGAGAAGAUGUGCUUGCCAACUUCAAUAAGCUUGUACAUGCACAUUAUGUGGAGCGUUGCCCCAAAGGUGAACCCUUCCUUGAGCCCAAGGCUGAUGAUGAUAUUUCAUCCGUUGGAAAGCAAGUUAAGUCGGUUGAAGAAACUAGGAACGUUGAACAAGAAGCAAUAAUUGCGGCUGCUCCCUUAGAUGCUGACAGGUUUUCUGGAAUCAUGAUGAAUACUGAAGAAAAUUUGAAACAUGUUAAGAAUGACUCCUCUUUAGAAGUUUCAGCUGGCAAUAAGCGUAAGCAUGAAGUUCUAGAGGCAGAGGAAGACAUUCAAAACAUAAUAAAUACGAAUGAAGUUCUAUGGCGGGCAAAUUAUGAGAAAUUUUUGCAGUGUCUUAAGAGGAAGGCUUGUGUUGCUAAUGUAAGAUCAAGGUUUGGUCUCGAUGCCGCUAUUGUGUUGGAAGCAAUGAUAGAGUCGAGCAAUCAUCAAAAUGCUAGAACCAUGAUUUCUGCUACAUCGUCUAUGAAUAGCAUAAUAGAAAAUGUGAGGGGGAAACCUGGAGGAAUUUCAUUGACUUUGGAACUUGUUCGAGCAAUCUUGGACCAACUUGGUUGCCGGUUAUGUACUGAAGAGUCUGAGACAUUAUACACUGUUGGCUUGAAGGACAUCAUUGAAACUUGCCAAAACGAUGAGGUAGAGUCACUGGUUUUCAAAAAAUAUGGAAAAGAGGCAUAUAGAAUAUUCAGGUUGCUGAUUAUGAUGGGUCGGCUGGUUACCUUGGACGUGAUUUCAGAUAGUACAUUUCUUGAGAAGAAGGAAGCCCAGAAAAUUCUAUGCAAACUCUGGAGAGAUGAUUACUUGGAAAUGGAGAAAGUAAAUUUGAAUGCUGGGGGAAGGACCGAGGUAUUUUUGUGGAAAGCGAACAAGAAAUUGCUCUGGGAACAUGUUUUGAACGAUAUGUUUCAUGCCGCCUUAAAUAUAAGUCAAAAAAUUGCUCAAGUUGCUGAAGAAUUUCAGGUUCCAUACUUUUUUUUGCUCACCGCUUCAUUUCUUCAUCCAUGA
Messenger RNA from Phalaenopsis equestris, 1643 nucleotides. RefSeq names its product DNA-directed RNA polymerase III subunit RPC3. Gene Ontology annotation, biological process: DNA-templated transcription. The coding region runs from base 162 to 1643 and encodes 493 amino acids. The transcript has 14 exons. Gene Ontology annotation, cellular component: RNA polymerase III complex. The record is from RefSeq and is a predicted model, not a curated record. Gene Ontology annotation, molecular function: single-stranded DNA binding. Lineage: Eukaryota; Viridiplantae; Streptophyta; Magnoliopsida; Asparagales; Orchidaceae.